Salvia hispanica is the source of this 2544-nucleotide messenger RNA. Its product is annotated as serine/threonine protein phosphatase 2A 57 kDa regulatory subunit B' theta isoform-like. Gene Ontology annotation, biological process: signal transduction. Lineage: Eukaryota; Viridiplantae; Streptophyta; Magnoliopsida; Lamiales; Lamiaceae. Gene Ontology annotation, cellular component: protein phosphatase type 2A complex. Gene Ontology annotation, molecular function: protein phosphatase regulator activity. The record is from RefSeq and is a predicted model, not a curated record.
GAUAAGGGGAGAGAGAAAGUAAAAGGAAUUUCAAGCAGAAAGCAGAAUAGUGAAGUUUUGUCCCCUUUCCAUCUCAUUUAACCUUGCUCCGUCGUUCCUGAACUCUGCCUCGUGUAUUGUGCAGAUUUUGAAUUCCUCCAUUUCUUCAACAAAAAUCUAUCUUUUUGCUUAUUCCAUUUGUUCGAAUUUUGAAGUUCUUGAUUUGGUUAUGCUUUAUUUUUAGCAUUUGCUGCAGUUUUCUGAUCGUUUGCUUCUGUGGGUUUGUGAAGUUGAUUUUUGGGUGUCGGAGUUUAAGUCAAAAUAUUGCAAAUUUAAUGCAAAGAUUGGAUUUUUUGAGUGGAAAGUGGGAGAUUUUGAUUAAGGCAUGAAGGAGGCAUGGGGUCGUCUGUAUUGACUGCGACAUUAGUGGGCUUUCUUGAUCUUUGGUUGAGAGGGGGUUUCUGCAUUUAAAAAAGGGGUCUACUCUUUGCCCCCUUUGAUUAGUUAAAUCAAGGAGAUUGAGAAAAAUUGCACACAAGGGUUGACGCGUAUUCAGCAAUUUUGGUGAGUCAAGCCUCGAGCUCAUGAAUUCUUUAAUGUCAAUACUGUUUCUUGACUUUUGCAUCUGUGUUUGAGGGUUUGUGGAGAAAGAAAGAAAUAAAGGAGAGGAGAGAGAGAGAUUUGAGUGUUGAUUCAGUUGGUUUUGAUUGUGAUUUUUUGGGGUUGGUAUUGGUUUUGGUUAGUUACUCUUAACAUGAUUAACAAGAUAUUUAGUAAGAUUCCAAGGAAGAGCUCAAAAUCUGGAGGAGAGCCUAGCCCCUCCUCGAGUUCUUCGACUGCUUCGAAGAGAAAUGAAGGGGGGAAUAAGAGAUUGAGUAGUGCAGUGGAUGAUGCUAAUGCUAUCACUGCCCCGUUCUCAGUUUUAAGCGUUGGCAACAACGGAGAUGAUAGGUUUCUUCGAGAUAGGAACUUGAGAGGGGAUGUAAACAUAGCUUCUGCUUCGUAUGAAGCGUUGCCAAGCUUUAGGGAUGUCCCGAGCUCUGAGAAGCAGCUAUUGUUCAUCAGGAAGGUGAAGAUGUGUUGUGUCGAAUUUGACUUCACUGACCCCACGAAGAAUCUCAAAGAGAAGGAGAUCAAGCGGCAGACUUUGUUAGAGUUAGUCGAGUACUUGACUUCUGCAAGUGGGAAGUUUAGUGAAAAUGUGAUGCAGGAGGCUGUUAAGAUGGUGUCAGCCAACAUCUUUAGGGAGUUCACGCCUCAGCCUAGGGAGAACAAGCUUGUUGAUGGCGUUGAUUUGGAAGAGGAAGAGCCUGCGAUGGACCCCGCGUGGUCUCAUUUGCAAGUUGUGUAUGAAUUCUUGCUGAGGUUUGUUGCUUCGCCAGAGACAGAUCCGAAAAUUGCCAAAAGAUAUGUGGAUCAUUCCUUUGUGCUGAAACUGCUCGGCCUCUUUGACUCUGAAGAUCCGAGGGAGAGGGAGUAUCUGAAAACCAUACUACACCGCAUCUAUGGGAAGUUCAUGGUGCACCGGCCCUUCAUUAGGAAAUCAAUCAAUAACAUAUUCUACCAUUUUGUUUUCGAGACGGAGAAACACAAUGGCAUUGCUGAGUUUCUUGAAGUCCUUGGCAGCAUAAUCAACGGGUUUGCUCUGCCGCUCAAGGAGGAACAUAAACUGUUUCUUGUCCGGACUUUGAUUCCUCUGCAUAAGCCGAAAUGUUUGGGGAUGUAUCAUCAGCAGUUAUCUUACUGCAUUACACAGUUUGUCGAGAAAGACUGCAAGCUCGCUGAUAUCAUUAUCAGGGGACUGAUAAAGUACUGGCCCGUUACAAACAGCUCGAAGGAAGUUCUGUUUCUUAAUGAGCUCGAGGAGGUAUUGGAAGCAACUCAGGCGCCAGAAUUCCAGCGCUGUAUGGUACCUCUGUUUCAUCAAAUUUCGCGAAGCUUGAAUAGUUUGCAUUUUCAGGUGGCGGAGAGGGCUUUGUUUCUGUGGAACAACGAUCACAUCGAGAACCUGGUAAAGCAGAACCGCAAGGUGAUACUUCCGAUCAUCUUCCCCGCGCUGGAGAAGAACGCUCGGCAUCACUGGAAUCAGGCGGUCCACAGCCUGACCUUGAACGUGCGCAAGUUCUUCUAUGAUCUCGACCCGGACCUAUUCAAGGCCUGCCAGAUCAAGUUCCAAGACGACGAAGCGAAGGAGAACGACAUCCGAGAGAGACGCGAAACGACGUGGAAACGCUUGGAGCAAGUGGCUACUGCUAAGAAGGCUGCAAAUAAUGGUCCUUGAACUGGAUUGUUUUUGUUUCUUGGAGAUUUGUUGUCAUAUUUGUUUUGAUUUUCUGAAUUUUUGUCAAUUUCUAUAUAUUCUUUCCCUUUUUGUGGUUUGCAUGAGGGUUGAGAGGAGCUUCAUAAUUAGACGGUAGGUUUAGCCGUUGGUGUAUUUCUUUUGAUUUUUGAGACAUGCUGAAUUUCAGUUUCUUUUUAUGGCUGCAAAAGGCAGCCAAUUUAAGGAUAUUUGUUCUUAAGUAUAUCUGUUCUUAAUAAGCCUAAAUUGGGUUUACUCUUGCUCCA